Messenger RNA from Colletotrichum phormii, 1146 nucleotides. RefSeq lists its product as uncharacterized. The transcript has a single exon. The record is from RefSeq and is a predicted model, not a curated record. Lineage: Eukaryota; Fungi; Ascomycota; Sordariomycetes; Glomerellales; Glomerellaceae. The coding region runs from base 1 to 1146 and encodes 381 amino acids.
AUGGACCACAAGAAACAGAUCUCCCUGACGAAGCCAACCGACUGGCCCUCAUGGAUCAAGUACAUCAAGGGCAAGGCUAUCGACUACGACCUAUGGGACCUCGUAGACCCAGAGGCUGGCAGAAGCCGAAUAGACCGUCGAGAGAAGCCCAUACAACCCCUAGUGUCUUCCUUCAUGGCCAGACUGGUUCCACAGACAAGUGGAACUCAGACCAGAUCAGCAGCAGCAGCAAAUGCUGAGGAACACUACUCGACCGAAAGAGCCAGAGACAUAGGCGACCUAGUCAGAGUGGAUAGGGAACUAUACAUCCAACUGAGAGCAGACUAUAACACUGAAAAGAAGGAGUACGAGGCUGAAGCAAAGGCUCUCCGCGAACUACGAACGAUCAUCACAGACACAGCAAGGAGGAAAUACAUAGAUGCUUGCUGUGAUCAAACUAAACCAACCCACGAGUGGUUGAUGAAGUUGAGGUCAGUAGCUGGCAUCAGUUCGACAGAAAUCAGGAGGACGAUCCGAGGAGAAUACCAGGCAGUCCUUCAAGCCAAGAAGUUACAGUCUAAACAAGAUAUAGAGAGAUGGUUAGAAAGCUGGGAAGCAAUCAUGUUAAGAGCAGAAGAGAACGACAUGCCAGAAGCCACAGAGACAGAUGCCUGGGUAGAGUCCCUGUUAAAGGUUCUCGCUAACUCAGCCAUCAGCAACUGGGCAGCUGCGUACGAGAUCAAUGGUAGAAGAGACCCAACGAUUGCCGACAUUACAGCUCAGAUCAGGAGACACCUGAGAAUUCAUGCCGACAAACUAGUGCCCUCCAAGGGUAACCCAGUCAAGGGGUCUUUCGCAGAUGUUGAAGGAGACAACAACCAGAAGAACAACAGCAUGCCCAUCGCAGGGUCAAGGGGACAGAAGAGACACCGAGCAAUGGACAGCAUUGACAACGACAGACGAUGCAAGAUAUGCAACGUCAGGUGCCAUGAUAUGGAGAAAUGCUUCUACAUCAUCCCAGAGUUCGCACCAAAGGGAUGGGAAGGCAGACCAGCAACGAUAGACCGAGUUAACCGCAUGCUCAGAGAGAAUGAGGAGCUAGAGCGAGAGGUCAAGAGCAUUAGAGACAAGCUCAAGGCUGAGGGGAAGUUGGACACCAAUAGGUGA